Symbiodinium pilosum is the source of this 174-nucleotide messenger RNA. Lineage: Eukaryota; Dinophyceae; Suessiales; Symbiodiniaceae. The record is from the annotation of a GenBank genome assembly.
GUGGAGCUUCAAAUAACGGAGUUCUUCGCGUCGCCGCCGUCCUCGCUCUCGUUAGUCUUCCUCCGGUAUGUGCGUCGGCUGACGUUCCUCUUCCGUUGGAUCCACAUAUCUGCGGAGUGUCAGCUAGGUGCUAUUCCAGAAGUGAGAAAUGUCUACGUCCUGUCUGCUGUGGAG